Messenger RNA from Vigna umbellata (rice bean), 2657 nucleotides. Its product is annotated as pentatricopeptide repeat-containing protein At1g55630-like. Gene Ontology annotation, molecular function: protein binding. Lineage: Eukaryota; Viridiplantae; Streptophyta; Magnoliopsida; Fabales; Fabaceae. The record is from RefSeq and is a predicted model, not a curated record.
AGGGUUUUCUUUCUCCUUGCAUAACCUGUUAGGGUUUUUGGGGUCACCAUUUUUGUUUCUCAACAACCUUAUUUCACAUUCCACUUCGCACCAUUCACAAUGAACUCCAACACUAUAUGAUACCUUUCCUGGACAUAGCCAACAUUGUUUUGACCAAAUAUUUCAAAAGAUGUCUGACACCGGUAAGCUGUUUUGCCCUCACGUUUUUCUAGUUGCUCUUUUAGAUCUAUCCUUUUCCCGGAACUUGGUUUCGAACCGAUGGAUAUCCAUCCACUCGUUGGCACACGGGGCUUCUGGAAGCUUCAACUGCAAGAAACCUCCAUUCUAGCAUUGGCCAAAUCGCAGUUUGUUGCUCAUUUGUCAGACAUGAUGGGUUUCGAAUUCGAACCAUGAUUCAAUAACCCUUUUAGGUCCAAAGGUGGUCCACAAAUUUUCCCAUUCUUUGAUUAUUUUGCGGAGUUUAUGUAGCCAUCCGUUUGGUGGUGAUGGAUUUGAAUGCAUUGAGGGAGCCUUUGAAAAACCUAGAAUUAAAUUGUGAUUCUGCUGUGGAUGGGAACGCUCCGUUUAAACGAGGAUUGGGGCUAUAACCAAAAGCAGUUUUCACUGAGGAAAGGGUUCAUAGAAAGUGUGAGGUUAGAUGCUAAGAGGGUUCUUGAGGUUCUCGCACAAGGUCCCGGUCUCGAUGCCAGGUUGGUUUUAGGUGAGUUGCAUGUGAGGCCAUCAGGGCUUCUUGUGAGGGAGGUUCUCUUUGGAAUUUUUAAGAACAUAAAUUCUGAGAAUAAAACUAGGUGUGCAAAGCUGGCAUACAAGUUUUUUGUGUGGUGUAGUCAGCAAGAGGGUUACCGGCAUACUGCAAAUGCAUAUCACUUAUUUAUGAACAUAUAUGCGGAGUGUGAGGAGUUUAAGGCAUUGUGGAGAUUGGUUGAUGAAAUGAUUGAGAAAAAGCUUCCGGCUACUGCUCGAACUUUCAAUAUCUUGAUUCGUACUUGUGGUGAGGCAGGAUUGGCUAAGAAAUUGGUGGAGAGGUUCUUAAAAUCAAAGACAUUUAACUUUAGGCCUUUUAAGCACUCCUAUAACGCAAUCCUGCAUGGUCUUCUUGUUUUAAAACAGUACAAGUUGAUUGAGUGGGUUUAUCAGCAGAUGUUGCUUGAUGGAUUUUCUUCAGAUAUUUUAACUUAUAAUAUUGUCAUGUAUGCAAACAGACUUGGAAAGUUGGAUCAAUUCCGACUGUUUGACGAGAUGGUAGAAAUGGAUUUUUUCCAGAGUUGUCAUACAUUCAUAAUUCUACUUCAUGUUCUUGGCAACGGGGACAAACCGCUUGCAGCUCUCAAUCUCUUAAAUCACAUGAGAGAAAUGGGUAUAGAUCCAACUGUGCUUCAUUUCACUACAUUGAUAGAUGGACUUAGCAGAGCUGGAAAUAUGGAUGCUUGCAAGUAUUUUUUUGAUGAAAUGAUAAAGAAUGGAUGUAUCCCAGAUGUGGUGGCUUACACUGUAAUGAUAACAGGAUAUGUAGUGGCUGGUGAGCUUGAGAAAGCCCUGGAAAUGUAUCAAGAUAUGAUUUCUAGAGAACAAAUUCCAAAUGUUUUUACAUACAAUUCCAUAAUUCGGGGAUUGUGCAGGGCAGGAAAAUUUGAUGAAGCAUGUUCCAUGCUCAAGGAAAUGGAAACCAAAGGUUGUAGUCCAAACUCUGUGUGUCUAUGAUAGUUUAGUGAUUGUUUACGGAAUGCUGGAAAACGGCUUGCUGCUCAUGAAGUGAUAAGACAGAUGACAGAGAAGAGCAAGUACACUCACAUAUAUUCAAGAUACGAACGGAACAAAUGAGGCAUCGACUUUUGAUCUGGAUAACCGAGACCCAUGAUCUGCUGCGUGUUCAGCUGACUAGAAGCUGGAUAAUGAACUUUUGGAGGUGUAAGACUAAUCUUCCUGGUUCAUGAGUUCCAAAAUCCGGAGCAAGCAACAAACAACAGCUUCAAAUAUUGCCAAUAGUCAGAGAUGCAGUAAUUAUUUAAGUUGAUCUCCACACACAUGCUUAAGCUGGUUGCUUUUCUGUGGCUUCAAAGGGCAGCCAUUCAGUUUGAUGCCACAUUCCAGAUGAAGAUUGGAAAGCUUAUCCUCUUCUAUUGUCAGUUAAACAUCAUACAGGAUAAAUGUUGAACGUAAGUGUAAUACAUCCUCAUCUCAAGUUCCCGCUCUGAUUGUACAAUCUCAUAGGAUUGAUGUUUUUAGGUUUCUGUUGGAUGGAUUGGCGACUCAAGUGUUUACAUUCGUCAUCCGGGGCUGUGUAUCUACAUGUAAUGAUGAAGGCGGCCGUUGCUUUUUUUGGUCUGUCAGCUAAGCCUAUUCAGCAUUGCUUUUUCCCCCUUGAUCUUUCUAAUACGGUUUAUUCGUUUAUUUUGUAUUCCUGAUUGAAUUGACUGGUUUUAUAGCCAUACAACUUACCGUGUGAGAUUUCCUAUACUGAGAAUGAGACUGAGGAUAAAAUUGAACGUUUCAUUUCAUCCCAAGGUGUGUUGGCUGUUGAACCCUACCACCGCCGAGCAAAACUCUAACUAAAUUGAAAAAGAUUUAGAAAAAAAACCAUUGAAUGUCUAAAUAUAUAGAUAAUUUUUAAAAUCAAGUGCUGACUUUAAUAAAAUUGCAUUUUAAACUUAGAAAUC